Molecule: messenger RNA, 1767 nt
Organism: Arthroderma uncinatum
Lineage: Eukaryota; Fungi; Ascomycota; Eurotiomycetes; Onygenales; Arthrodermataceae
Product: 4-hydroxyacetophenone monooxygenase
Exons: 4
Coding region: 1-1767 (588 amino acids)
Molecular function (GO): NADP binding; N,N-dimethylaniline monooxygenase activity; flavin adenine dinucleotide binding
Source: RefSeq, a predicted model, not a curated record
AUGUCUCUUGACACCGAUGUCCUCAUUAUUGGGGCUGGAAUGUCCGGCCUCGGGUUCGCAAUCCAGCUACAAACGGACUUCCCCCAAGCUAGCUACGAAAUAAUUGAGAAAUCAGACGGGUUUGGGGGGACUUGGUGGGCUAAUACCUACCCUGGCUGUGGAUGUGAUGUUCCAUCCCAUGUGUAUUCCUACUCAUUCGAUCUCAAGCCGGACUGGAGCAUGAAGUAUGCCCUCCAACCAGAGAUAUUAGCUUAUUUCCGCUCUGUUGUUGAAAAAUACAAUAUCACGCAACAUAUCAGGUAUAACUCCAUGGUCCAGACUGCGGUAUUUGACGAAAAAUCUGGGACCUGGCAGGUGGUAGUCUUAGACCGGAAAACGAAUCUGCUAAGGCAUCGACGAUGCAAAAUAUUGAUAUCUGCGGUUGGCGCCUUGUCGAUUCCGAAAGAGUGUGACAUUAAAGGAUCAGAUAAGUUCCGUGGGAAGCUUUUCCACUCUGCACAAUGGGAUCAUCAAUUCAAUUGGGCGGAUAAGGAUGUUAUUGUCGUUGGGAAUGGGUGCAGUGCAACUCAGUUCGUUCCCAUAAUGACCGGCGGCGGGAACAAGGUCCGAAAGCUCACUCAGUUUAUCCGUCAACCGCACUGGGUGAUUGAACGCCCGAAUCCUCAAUAUUCCCCUCUCUUCAAAUGGAUAAUGCGUUAUGUACCGCUUGCAAUGAGAUCAUAUCGAGCAUGGCAUUUCAGUUGGCUGGAAUAUUCCUUUCGGGAGUUCUAUCUCGAGUCCGGGCGUAAGCUCCGGGAAGACCAGACCGUCACACAUCUGGACUAUAUGAGACGGACAGCACCAGCCAAGUAUCACGAUGUAUUAACGCCAAAGAUCGAGUUCGGUUGCAAGCGUAAGGUUAUGGAUACCGAUUAUUUCGCUUGCCUGCACCGGGAAAAUAUGGAGCUGGUUGCCACGGAUCCGAUUGAAGAGAUAACGGAAACUGGGGUAAUAACUAAAUCAGGGAAAGCGGUCGAUGCCGAUGCCAUCGUCCUUGCAAACGGGUUCCAAACGCAACAAGUCCUUUACCCUUUAGAUAUUAAAGGCGAGAAAGGUAUCUCUUUAACAGAACAUUGGGAAAAUUUCGCCGGGAACACUCCCCAGGCUUAUUUUGGUACAUGUGUGUCGGGGUUUCCAAACUUCUUCAUCAUGAUGGGCCCAAAUACCGCAACAGGUCAUCUCUCGGUGAUAUACACUUCGGAAUGCCAAAUAAAUUUCACAAUCCGCGCCAUUCGGCCGGUCAUGCAAUCUCUCUACCCAUCUCCACUCCUAGAUCUCAAUCCGUUUGGACGGAAACCAUGUGAUACCGUUGCAGUCACCCCGGCAGCAGAACGAGAGGAUAACUCAUGGGUUCAAUCGGCCCUCAAGGGGUUUGUGUGGGCGUCCGGCUGCAGCAACUGGUACGUCGAUGAGAAGACAGGGAAAAACACAAUGUUAUAUCCCGAUUGGCAGUUGAAAUACUGGCUUCGCAGUAUCUUUGUUCCUUUCUCGUCGGAUUUCGAGUUUAAAUCCAGCGAGGUACAGGUUGUCGGUACAAACCAUGGACGAGGCGAUAAAUCGUACCAAAAAUCCGUUCUGGUAGGAUCAGGUUUGGGCCUGGCGCUAGUCGCUACAUUCGCAGCUGGUUUGAAGUAUGACUUGAAAGUCAGGGAUCUGGGAUUCAAAGAAAGCCACCAUCUAGGUUAUGUUGUGAAGGACCUGGUCAGACAGCUUAUCUCGUCCAAGUAA